AGGCGUGUCAUUUGGAGGUGCUUAAAAAAUCCGAAAGAAACAUCACUCAAAAACCACCUUUUCUGACCUCCCUAAAAUCUUCAUUCUCAAUCUUUAUUCUCUGUUUGAUCAAAACCCAGAACUCAAAAAAGCGUCUUUCUUUGUUUUCCUUUUCUUAUAUCUAUAUAUAAUUUGCAAAAUUGUUUCUUGUUGUUUGAACCCACAUUUGUUCUAUCCCCUAACGCAAAACCCAGAUAGUGUUUUGUGCCCAUGAAACGAGGGUACUCAGAAUCGCCAUCUACUUCUUCUAUUGGGCCACCCCAAUCCAGAUUCAAACCCAACCCAGAAGUUGAUGCACAAUUUUUGGAGGAUGAGAGCACAAAGAUUUUCGCCCGUAAAGUGGCUGACCAUUACAGUGCAAGGACAAACCAAACUCUUGAAGAACGAGAAGCUAGCGUAAUCAUCCAUUUGAAGAAACUAAACAAUUGGAUAAAAAGUGUGUUGAUUCAGCUCUACACUCGCCGAGGAGACGCAGUUCUUGAUCUUGCCUGCGGAAAGGGUGGUGAUCUCAUCAAGUGGGACAAGGCAAAAGUUGGAUAUUAUGUUGGAAUUGAUAUAGCUGAAGGAUCAAUAGAAGAUUGUCGUACACGUUAUAAUGGUGAUGCGGACCAUCACCAGCGCCGUAAAAAGUUCUCAUUUCCUGCCCGCCUCAUAUGCGGAGAUUGUUAUGAGGCUCGCUUGGAUGAAGUUUUGGCAAAUGAUGGACCCUUCGAUAUUUGCAGUUGCCAGUUUGCUAUGCAUUAUUCAUGGUCUACUGAGGCACGUGCACGGCGAGCUUUAGCCAAUGUAUCAGCUUUACUUCGUCCUGGUGGUACUUUCAUUGGAACAAUGCCAGAUGCCAAUGUGAUCAUUAAAAAGCUCAGACAAGCCGACAGGUUGGAAUUUGGUAACAGUGUCUACUGGAUACAUUUUGACGAAGAGUUUUCUGACAAGAAAUUUAGAUCUUCGAGCCCCUUUGGUAUCAAGUACAAAUUUCACCUAGAGGAUGCUGUUGACUGCCCUGAAUGGAUUGUCCCCUUUCAUGUCUUCAAAUCAUUAGCAGAAGAGUAUGAUUUGGAGCUAGUCUUUGUGAAAAAUUCCCAUGAAUUUGUGCACGAAUAUAUGAAGAAGGCCGAAUAUGUCGAGCUCAUGAGGCGGCUUGGGGCCUUGGGUGAUGGUAACCAAGAUCCGAGCACGUUAUCGCCAGACGAAUGGGAAGUAGCUUAUUUGUACUUGGCAUUUGUUCUGAGGAAGCGAGGCCAACCCGACCAGACACAAGUCAAUGGAAAAAGAGACAGAGGACAAAUGCAUAUAUCAAAAGAAGAUGUCAUGGCCAUUGGUAGUUAAUAAUCAAACAUCCUUUUUUUUAAAAGCAGACAAAUAAAAGGAUUUUUCUGGCUUAUAGCCAGCCUGCUUCGCCUAAUAGCCAGUACACAACAAUUUAUACCCUGGCUCUUUUCCAGUUCUCUAAAAACAUAGAUGUAACUAUUCAAUUUUGUAGAUUACUAAAGGAAUAUUUUUUUUUUUCCACCACUGCUGAGAAAAUUGUCAUAUUAUACUUUUUGGGAAGGAGAGCUUAAUAGUGAUCCUUUGCAUAAUUUGGGAGGUCAACUUCCUCUCCGUCCGUUGGGUGUAACUAUCGAGUAGUGUCAAGGAUUUUAACUUUUUGAUAUCAAUUCGUGUAAUAAGUCGUCAAUUUUUAUUAGUAAAUGUAAUCUUAUAAUUAUUGAGAGGCGCUAUAAUUUUCUAAGUUAAUGUAAUCUUAUAG
Molecule: messenger RNA, 1786 nt
Organism: Morus notabilis
Lineage: Eukaryota; Viridiplantae; Streptophyta; Magnoliopsida; Rosales; Moraceae
Product: mRNA cap guanine-N7 methyltransferase 1
Exons: 13
Coding region: 250-1365 (371 amino acids)
Biological process (GO): 7-methylguanosine mRNA capping
Cellular component (GO): nucleus
Molecular function (GO): mRNA 5'-cap (guanine-N7-)-methyltransferase activity
Source: RefSeq, a predicted model, not a curated record